This is a messenger RNA of Hippocampus comes (tiger tail seahorse), 2512 nucleotides long. It is a transcript of the gene tob1a, whose product is annotated as transducer of ERBB2, 1a. The coding region runs from base 459 to 1493 and encodes 344 amino acids. Gene Ontology annotation, molecular function: transcription corepressor activity. Gene Ontology annotation, biological process: regulation of gene expression. The transcript has 2 exons. Lineage: Eukaryota; Metazoa; Chordata; Actinopteri; Syngnathiformes; Syngnathidae. Gene Ontology annotation, cellular component: nucleus; cytoplasm. The record is from RefSeq and is a predicted model, not a curated record.
UCGUCGGCCAGAAGGAGUCGAAGUCGCAGAACUCCCGAGAAGGAGGGAGCUACUCCGCCUAGCCUGCUGAAAAACACUCGAAUUCAUCUUCAAAUCCAGAAACUCAAGCAAUCGGCAAUCCUCAGACAUUUUUUUCAUCUACUGGAAUACCCGUUUUUGUAACUCUUAAUAUACGUGAAGAAAUUAUACUUUUUUCCCACUAUUUGCACAAACAGUACUUCACAACUACUGAGAAUCCUUGUAAAUUUUUUUUAAAACGUUUCACACUGUGGAAAGAAAGCUCAUCUCAAGUACCAUACUUUUACCCCCCACCCAGAGCACGACUGAUCUACGUUUCGGUCCUUUCGGCCAUUCUACUUGAAGAGCACCCUUGUUGUCAACCACGGCUAAACUAAGCAGACCAACCAUUUUUACGCACACCCGUUCUCCGGUCAUCUGGUAAACGUCAGCAGUCAGCUAUGCAGCUUGAAAUCCAAGUAGCUCUCAAUUUCAUCAUCUCGUACCUGUACAACAAGCUGCCCAGACGGCGGGUCAACAUCUUCGGCGAGGAGCUGGAGCGGCAACUGAAGCAGAAAUACGAGGGACAUUGGUACCCGGACAAGCCAUACAAGGGCUCGGGCUUCAGGUGCAUCCACGUGGGGGAGAAGGUGGACCCUGUGGUGGAGAAGGCAGCCAAAGAGAGCGGACUGGACAUCAACGAUGUCCGCAACAACCUCCCCCAGGACCUCAGCGUGUGGAUUGACCCCUACGAGGUGUCCUACCAGAUUGGGGAGAAGGGCCCCGUCAAAGUGCUCUAUGUUGAUGACAGCAACGACAGCGCGGCGAGCAGCGGAGGGCUCGAUCUGGACAAGGAGAUCAAGAACAGUUUCAAUCCGGACGCGCAGGUCUUCAUGCCCAUCAGCGAGCCCCUGGGCGGCGGCGCCUCCCCGGGCUCCAGCUCGCCCUCCCCUCCUUUCGGCCACUCGGCCGCAGUCAGCCCCACGUUCAUGCCCCGCUCCACCCAGCCUCUGACCUUCACCACCGCCACCUUCGCCGCCACCAAGUUCGGCUCCACGAAGAUGAAGAGCAGCGGGCGCAACAACAACAACAACAGCAACGGCACCAACGCCACCAGCAAGGCAGCGCGCACCUCUCCCACCAACCUGGGACUGAAUGUGAACACUCUCCUGAAGCAGAAAGCCAUCUCCACCUCCAUGCACUCUCUCUACGGGCUCGGCCUGGGAACGCAGCAGCAGCAGGCCAAGCCCUCGGCGCUGUCCCCCAACGCCAAGGAGUUUGUGUUCCCCAGCCUGCAGGGCCUGAGCAGCCAGAGCGCCCUCUUCCCGGGGGACGGCAGCUCGCUGGGUCUGGGCCCGCUUCCGUACAGCAACGCCUUCGACGUGUUUGCGGCCUACGGCGGCCUUAACGACAAGUCCCUGAUGGAUGGCUUGAAUUUCAGCUUGAGCAACAUGCAGUAUUCUAACCAGCAAUUCCAGCCAGUCAUGGCCAACUAGUACACCGAGCGAGUACUUCACACAGCAAACGACCAGAUAAUGUGACCGUUCGUGGUGGUGGUAGAAGGAGGUUUCAAACUCAAAUGCACAUUUUAGGGGAGGAAAAAAAAAAGAAAAAGAAAAAAAAAACAGAAUGUCAAGGUUCAAAAGGAAAAAGUGACGUCAGCUAUAAGAUCUCAGUCACAAGUCUUAAGAAUACGAGCCCGAGGGUGAACUACUUUGCCCCCUUGAGUUACAACUUUUCUUUUUACCCUCCGUGGUGACGCUUGUUGUACGAGAUGUCCAAGCUUGGUGAUCCAAACUUCAACUUGUAAAAAUUAUUGUUAUUUCAUUUGCCAACCAAGCACAAAAUAUUUUUUUAUGUUACUGUUUAAGCUAUAUUCAAAUGAAAAAGAGAAAAAAAAAAAACAUCACCACCACCACCACAAGUCAUGGCCUCUUUCAGUAUUUUGACACAACUGGACAUUGCCAAUCUUUCAAAAAUAUUGGCAAAGCUAAGUGGGAUUUUCUGGUCUUUUUUCUAAUUGUAUAAUUUAAUUUAGUACAGAGUUUGUAAAAUAUCAGAGUAUCUAUUGUUUCUACGACACGGUAUUGCAUUUAUAUCUUUUUACUACUCCAGUGAUCUGUGAUGGCUGCAGCAACUUUUUCUUUUCGUUUUUUUUUUUUUUUUAUUGAAAUGAUAACGAAAUGAAUCCAUCUUAUAAAAAAAAAAAAAAAAGACAUUGAGUCUUCUAAAGACUGUGUGCAGAAUAUUCCGUAGUGGUGGGAUUUAAAGAAUAUUUGCUUUUUUUUUUUCGGGGCGGGGUGGGUGGGCGGAACAUAGAGUUGUAUUUUCUGUUUUAAAGUCAAAAAGAUUUUUGCUAUACUAUGGACAAAAUGUAAUCGUAUAUUAAUUUUGUACCAACAUUGUGCAAUACUUGAUAAAACGAAACGGUAUAACAAAGUAUUCGGAGUCAGUGUCUUACAUGUUAACAGGGACUGAUAGUUUGUUAAGUUUGUAUUAAAAGGCUUGAAAAUAA